This is a messenger RNA of Ciona intestinalis (vase tunicate), 1976 nucleotides long. The record is from RefSeq. NCBI's taxonomy places the organism in Eukaryota, Metazoa, Chordata, Ascidiacea, Phlebobranchia, Cionidae.
GUCUGUACACAAAGUUUUGCAUAAAUUAAUAAAACUUGCCCCACUGUUGAAAAUCAAAGUAAAGCAAAUCAGCGGUUAUGAAAAGAUUUCGUAAUUUAUCAGUAAACAAAAGAAAAAAACACUUAGACACUGCAGUUCCAGAAAUUGACAACGUGGAACCCCAGAGUAAAGACGACAAUGUCCCAAUCAAUCAAAAAGCAAAGUUCAAAUUUCGUAUUGGAAAAACACUUUUUCGGACAAAGAGUGCAAAAAAGUCAUCUUCCUCAAAUGAAUCUGAAAGAAACAGUACCAUUGCUGAAAACAAAAAUGGACCAAGUUCUUCUUUAACUGAUGUUCAAUCUAAUCAAGAUAGCCCAAUACAAGUAAACAAUUCUAACUUUUUGAAUGAUUCAACUCAAGAAAGAAGUUGUCAAACUGAUGAACUAAGCAAUGGUCAGGCUGGAAAUGUUCAAAACAUAACUCCGAAGCAGCACAUAAAUGGCCAUGCAGGGGGUGACCAACUACAUUCUUCAAAUUACACAUGCAACAAUUUUACAAGCCAAGGGACCUCAGAAAAUUCUCCAAACGAAAACCUGUAUCAAUUACCCUCAAAUGACACUCACACCAAUCAUAGUGGGAAACUAUCCCAAUUACAAGAAGAAGACACUGUUGUACCGGAUUCCACUGAUGUUUAUCAAACUCCAGAGAGCUUAGACCAUGGUAUAAUGGGUGCUACAGCUGCUCCGGUAUCUCCAGAUGUUAACCACACCUUUCAUACCCUUACAAGUCUCCAUGUUCCACCUACCAUGAGGAAAAACACGCUCACCAACGAGUUCAAGAAACUUGCCCAACAGGGUUGGUACUGGGGGCCGCUGACAAGGUCAGAAGCUGAAGAUAAACUGAAUGAAACUCCAAAUGGAUCUUUCCUUGUCAGGGAUAGUUCUGAUGAAAGAUAUUUGCUAUCACUGAGUUUUCGUUCUUUUGGAAGAACUCUUCACACUAGAAUUGAACAUUCUUCUGGUAAUUUCAGCUUCUAUGAAAACAACAGAAUGCAGUCUUAUGACUCGGUAGUAGAUUUGAUCAUGGAUUCUGUGAGAGAUUCCCAGGAGGCCGGAAUAUUCUGUUAUUCAAGAACUAGGGACCCUCUUGCUACAACUUAUCCUGUUCGAUUAAUUCACCCUGUGUCACGCCUCUCACAGGUGCGCACUCUGCAAUACUUGUGUCGGUUCGUCAUACGUCAGUACACACGUAUUGACCAUAUUGAAAGCUUGCCGUUGCCAAACCCCGUCAAGGGUUAUCUCAACGAAUCUUACUUCUAAAUGUUCCUAUUGGCCUUCGUUACGACCCUUCGUAACUCGUUUAAUCAUAUAGUUUAUAUUUUAGCCGUAUCUAUUUAACGAGGUGCUGUAAACAACACCAUUAUUUGCGCGAAAACUUUACGUGUCGCACUGUUAUAACCGUGUAUUUUUUUACAGAAAUCUUUUUUUCAUAUAUCGGUCAAUUUCAGCUCUGUACAUUGAACGUCGCUUUGUAAAUCCGCGUGCUACUUUUAUGCAUUCCGUUUUUAAUUCUACUGUAGCUAAUUCAACCGUGUAACAGCCCAGAGGCACUUAGCAAGCACGAGUGGCCCUGGUUCUAGAGAGCAGCUUUGGUUGUGCUAUAGACACUCCACCCGAAGCGAGUAUUACCUUACUUAUUGUUUAUCUGUACGAGGGACGAAGGGCUCUUCACUCUGUCGCGCGACCUAAUUUUUGUCGGAUUACUCAUCGCGUCCGUGUACGAUUACAGCAUUAGGUUGUACCGUAAAGGCCCGAUUUCAAGCGAUACCCAGCGAAUCUAUCGUAUCACUGUGAUAAGGAUGCACGCCACCGAACUGAACGAUCUGCCAUUAAAACUAAUCGUCUCUAAUCUUUUUAACCCGUCGUUACGUUAUGUGUGUUCCAGUAAAUAUUUGCCCAUGCGGUUCAUUCUUUCUUCCAAUAAACAAGCUUCUCAAU